GAACCCUCAAAUCGCGAGGGUUUUCGGGUUUCCCUCUCGAUCUCGCUUCUCUUGUUCCCCAUUUGCUCUCGCUCUCGAUCUUGAUCUCUUUCUCUCAUGGAGUCAGGGGCGUACGAGAGUGGCGGGACGGGCGGGAAGCUCCGCAAGCGCACCCUGCGCCGCGCUACCGCCCCCACGCCCUAUGACCGCCCUCCCGCCGCUGCCCGUGGUGGUCUCGGGGGAAUAAAGAAUGGGUGGCUCUCGAGGCUUGUCGACCCCGCUUCGCGGAUCAUCACUGGCGGUGCGUCCAAGCUCUUCUCCUCCGUCAUCCGCAAGGCCCUUCCCGCGCCCCCCGCUCUUCCCGCUCCGCCGCCGCCGUCAGAUGAAAAUCUUCAGUUGAUUGACGAAGAUCCCCAAGAUGUUUGUUUGAAGUCAUUAUCUGAAGUCCAGGAAAAGGGAAAGGGGGAUGGCAAAGAACUCAUUAGCAAUUCUGAAUCUGUUGGAGUUUCUGAGCUUGAACAACUAAUGAAGCAGAAAACAUUUACGAGGGCCGAGUUCAACUAUUUAACAGAAUUGCUUCGGACAAGAACAAUUGAGUCAAUGAGGACAGAGCCAAUGGAUGAUAAUAGGGAAGUUUCAAAUGCAGAAAAAGACAAGGGAACUGGGCAAACCAUUUUUAAUGGGAAUACGACACCUUCCAAAGGAGGUUUAAUUAUCCCCAAGGAGGAAGCUUCACCAGCCGAAAUUGCAAAAGCAUAUAUGGGUUCUAGACCCUCAAAAUUACCAUCUUUAAGGUAUAGUUCACAAAGUCAUGUGUCCAGAGAGGAUGCCACUUCACCAAACGGCGUUCCAUUUGCAGUGAAACCACCUGAUCUUUCAGUUGCACCAAGGUCUAUUGUUCCCUUUCCUAGAGUACCCGAACAAACUGAAAAUGGCUAUUUCACUCCUAGAUCUCUGGGCAGAUCAGCAAUUUAUAGAAUGUCCCGUUCUCCAUAUUUUAAAGUUCAGACAGCAGCUAAUGUCAAGGGUGGCACGCCUGCUGGAGAAUCCUCAACAUCAUCCCAGUGGAUCACAACAACAAAUCUCAUGCGUUCUGGUAGUAAACAGGCUCUGAAACGUGGUAGUUCAGUUUUGGACAGUGAUUUUGGAUCUUUUGGUCCGAUACGUAGGAUUCGUCAAAAAUCUAACUUAAUGUCCCCUCUGAAGGACAUACGCAAAUCACUUCCGGAAAACCUUUUGCCCAGUGCUUUCACUCCACUCAGCAAGGAUGCAAUUCCUGCGUCCGUGUCUUCUAUUCAAAAGCAUCUCCGAUUCAAUGUGCCUAGACAUGGGUCUGGACACUCAGUGGAUGUGGAACAUGAUGAUAUUAGGAGCUCUGAUGAUGGUGUUCCUCCUAUUCCUCAUCAGUCUGGUGAAAUGGCAAGAAAAAUAUUGCAGCAACUUGAUAAACUAGUACCUUCUCCUAAAGAAAAAGCAUCUGAACUCAAAGCUACUACUAGGGAUGAAUCACCUUCAAAGCUAACACUUGAUAUGCUGCAUGGGCGGGCUCUUAGAAGCAUUGAACAUAUAGGUCCUGCUAAUUUUGUGAAUACCCGAUCCAGUGCUAGCGUGGAUGCCACUAAUGAUUCAGAUCCUCAAAGACUGCCUCAAAAGCAAGAAAUCCAAGGGAACGGGCCGUCAAAAUCUGUUGUUUCCAAUGGCAUGACAUCUGGGUCGGACAGCAAAUUUUGUGCAGUCACCCCUGCUACAGAUGCCAAAUCUGAUAAGAGAGUUCCAGAUGUUGCCCUUAUGGAAUCUUCAACCAUCCCAUUGCACAAAAAGCCAGCAUUUAAAAUUAGUGCGCCUGAGGAUUCUCUUGAAAUGGAGGAGGAUAAUGAUGAUUUUGCCAUUGCUGCUGCUCCUGGUUCAGCAGCCAAUGGGAAAGAUAAGCAGGACCUGAAGUCAGAUCGCAUUUCUGAAACACAAACCUCAGAGAAACUUGUGGCUUCCUUACCCCAAAGCAUGCAUCCUACCCUUACUAAAAUAUCUGGGGAGUUUGAUGGGAAAAGUACAGAUCGACCUGCCGCUUUUUCAUUUCCUCUAACAUCUGUUUCCAGUACAAUUGUUCAGCCUCCAACACCAACUAUGCCAGCUCCAAAACCUGAAAUUUCAGCUCUGACAAAAGAAGAAACUUUGACGCCUGUUUUUAAUUCUGGCUCCAAGGAUGCACCCACGGCUAUUUUUUCACUAAACACCAGUGAUCCUUCAGGCUUCAAAAGUGACAGAGAUCAUGUUUCUCAAUCAGAGUUAUCAAUCAGAAAUACUAGUCCAUCAACUCAAGCUGAAGGCAUAAAUUUAGAUAGAGGAGAUAAAAACCAAAAAUUCAGCGAGUCCUUCAAGUCAUUUGGCAGUUCAGCUUCGUCAGACUUGCCAACCUCCUCUCCUGCAUCUAUCUUUGCUUUUGGUGCUUCAGUUCCUAGUUUAAACAAUGGUUCCUUGAAUCCUAACCCACCCGCAAUGUUUGGUUCUGGUAUCCCAAAUUCUGGUGGCCAAUCAGGCUUAAAUUUAUCCUCUAGCAAUUCCGCACCUAGCAGUUCAAGCAAUGUAUCAUCAUUCUCGUCUACAGCAGCUGUGUUUUCCACAGGUGCUGCAUUCAAAUUUGGGUCUGGUACGUCAAUUAGCUCUUUCUCUUCUGCUUCUACAACACUGGAAGCAGUCAAGACACCUGUAUUCAAAUUUGGGUCUGGUACGACAACCAGUGCUUCCUCUUCAAUUUCUACACUGGAAGCAAGCAAAACACCUACAUUUAACUUUACUAGUACCUUUCAAGCGUCUGCAGCGAACACAGAAAGCAGUAGUUCCACGGGAAGCAACGGUUCAUCUACUUCUUUGACAUCAUCUCCAUUCUCAAGUGCAAACAUUAAUUCUGCUACCUUGACCACAUCAUCAGCAUUCUCUAGUGCAGGCACUCUGGCAGCGUCAUCUCUAUUCACCAGCACAAUCAGUGGAACUGCUGCACAGGCAGGACCAUCUUUAUUCUCGAAUUCAGGCAGCAGUUCAUCUGCUCCGAUCUCGUCAGCUGUGCCUUCAACCACAUUUGGAAGUCAUUCCCCUUUGUCAUCUUCCUUCCCAUUUUCAAGCACAGGAAAUGGAAUAUUUGGUUUUGGGGCUUCUGCUCAGUCUAGUGAUUCAAGCUUAACAUUGUCUAGCACCAGUUCUCAGAACACCAGUAAUUUUGGUGCCGCAGCAAGCCCAAUUUUUGGUGUCCAGGGUACUUCCUCAGCAAGUGGGAUCUCAAAUCUUUCACAGAGCACUGGCCAACUCAGUUCAUUUUCUUCGACACCAUCUUUUGGAAUGACUGGUUCUCCAUCAUUUGGUUUCGGUACCUCACCAUUUGGGGCUGCAGCUUCAAGCGCCAAGCCUUUCAGUUCAAGUUCUGGGUUUACUUUUUCUGCUAGUGCUGGUUCUUCCAGCGCUGGCAGCAGCUCUUCCUUUGCAACCUCAGCUGCUGGUAUGUUCGGUUUGACUUCUCAAUCAUCAUCAGCAUCCCUCAGUACUGCUUUUGGGUCAAGUUCACCUUCUGCAGGAUUAACAUUUGGAAUGUCAGCACCUGCUUCGGGGGGUUUAACUUCAAUUUUUGGCUCAUCAACAGGGUCUGUAUUCUCAUUCAAUUCUGCUGGUGCAGCAUCAACGACUGCUUCUGCACAGCCUUCCUUUGGUGUAUCAGCUGUGGCCAGUUUUGGCUCAGGCUUCCCACAAAAUGAUCAGAUGAAUGUUGAAGACAGCAUGACGGAUGAUGCAGUCCAACCUACUGUUUCAACAGUCCCAACAUUUGGCCAACCGGCUAAUUCUCCAACACCACCCAGUUUUAUGUUUGGUUCAGCUGCAGUUCCUACUGGUGGGCAACCUGUUUUUCAAUUUGGUAGCCAGAACUCUGUUCCGCCGGGUGCCAAUUCUUUCCAACCAUCUGGCACUCUUGAGUUUACUUCAGGAGGAAGCUUUUCUUUAGGCAGUGGUGGUGACAAGUCUACCAGGAAAAUUGUUAGAGUACGACGCAACAAACCAGGCGCCAAGAAGUAAAACAUAGAAAUCCAUCUCAAGCAACUAAUGAUCUAUUUCUGGUAAGACCAGCAUUAUUAGCUGGGUGUUAUCUUGACUAGGAUUUGCAUGGAAAAUAUCUAAAUGCUGUCAAGUACUUCCAAGUAUCAUUGCCUGACUGUUUGGUUACCAACGGAAAUCAAUUAUUUCUUGGGCGGUUCUUUUCUCAUGCUCAUCCUCUUCACCUUUUCUCAUGCUGCAUGCUUCUUGCCUAUAUGGUUGCAAUUUUGGUCAUCUUUAAUGAGUCUUUGUUGCAUCAUUGUGGCGUCAGCUGUCGGGCCCUUGCGCAGCUGGUGAGCUCUCUCACUCAGUUGGUUCAUGUACCAUACUCCGAUAUGUUCUCCAGUCUCUUGAGUGUAGUCUGUGUGGCAUUCCCGAACUCUCUGUAACGUAAGCCAUUGCAAGCCAUCUUACGGUGGGUGCACUGCUUGGUUGAAAGUUCAAAACUCUUUAUCAUCUUCUAGUAACAAUAUUCUUCUGGCAAUUAAUAAUGCUUCUUCUCCUAUCAUUUAUGCU
Molecule: messenger RNA, 4572 nt
Organism: Dioscorea cayenensis subsp. rotundata (Guinea yam)
Lineage: Eukaryota; Viridiplantae; Streptophyta; Magnoliopsida; Dioscoreales; Dioscoreaceae
Product: nuclear pore complex protein NUP1
Exons: 9
Coding region: 97-4038 (1313 amino acids)
Biological process (GO): nuclear membrane organization
Cellular component (GO): nuclear envelope
Source: RefSeq, a predicted model, not a curated record